GCCGAGCCCUCGCUCAAACCCGGGGAUCCUGCUGGUGCUGAACGCUGAACCCACUAGUGUUCGUGACGUGGUCGGUCUGGGCUGAGACAACAACACUGCUGCUCCCGGAGACCCAGGCGAGGGAACCUCACCCUAAUAUAACCCUAGCCCAGCAGCUGCUGGACGGGGAGCAGGACCGGUCCAUGUGUGAGCUCCUCGCUGAUCAGAGCUUUAAUGAUGUGGUGACUCUGGGCCGAGAAAUGAUUGCAGCUUUGCAAAGAGAGAGCGUGGAGCAGCGAGUCUGAGAGAGAAGAAUGGGCAGGAACAUCUGGGGCUGCUGGCAAAGUGUCUUCUCCACUCCGGUGCUCUACGGCUCACUGGCCCUGUUUACAUCCAUCCUCCACAAUGUCUUCCUGCUCUAUUACGUGGAAACAUUUGUGUCCAUCUAUAAGAUUGAUAAAGUCUCAUUCUGGGUGGGAGAGGCAGUUUUCCUUAUCUGGAAUAGUCUGAACGACCCUCUCUUCGGCUGGCUGAGCGACCGCGCCUUUCUCAACAGUCCUCAGUCAGGCUCUCAGAUCACAGCACCAGAGGUGGUGCUAAAGCGCCUCAAUGCCCUCUCCACAAAUGGCCCGCUCUUCGCUCUGUCCUUCCUGGGGUUCUGGGUGGCCUGGGCCAGGCCCAGCCUGCAGUUCCUGCUGUGCCUGUGUGUGUAUGACGGUUUUCUCACCAUGGUGGAUCUCCACCACAGCGCGCUGCUGGCCGACCUCGCCGUGUCCGCCACCGACCGCACGCGACUCAACUUCCACUGCUCCGUGUUCAGCGCUUUGGGCGCCUUCUCCGUUUUUCUGUCCUACUCCGUCUGGGACAAGGAAAACUUCUACUACUUCCGCCUGUUCUGUGUGAGUCUGGCAGCUUUUUCCAUCCUGGGCUUUUUCUUCGUGUCUCGGUUGCUACAGCAUCGUUUCAAAAAGGAAAUCCAUCCAAAACAAGACGAGGCAUCGUCACUUAAAGAGCUCUGUGUCGGCAGUGCUCCGCUUACACAGUCAGAGAAACCUGUCACUGUAGGACAGUAUCUCAGGCAGCUCUCCAAACACACCAACUUCAUGUGGUUUGUGUCGAUGAAUCUUAUUCAGGUGUUUCAUUGCCACUUCAACAGCAACUUUUUUCCUCUUUUCCUGGAACAUCUCCUGUCUGACAGCAUCUCUGCCUCUACAGGUUCUAUCUUACUGGGCAUCUCUUACAUUGCCCCCCACCUGAACAACUUGUAUUUCCUGACACUGUGCCAGCGUUAUGGGGUUUACCAGGUUAUCCGUUGGCUGUUUAUGCUCAAACUGGGACUUAGCGUGGUUAUGCUGCUUGCAGGGGCUGACCAUAUUUAUCUGCUGUGCAUCUUCAUUGCUAGUAACCGCGUGUUCACAGAAGGAACCUGCAAGCUGCUGAAACUGGUGAUUUCUGAUUUGGUGGACGAGGACUUUGUGGUAAACCGGCGUCAGCAGGCCACCUCUGCUCUCCUCUUCGGGAUGGUUGCCUUGUUGACCAAACCUGGUCAGACAUUUGCCCCACUCAUCGGCACAUGGCUGCUCUGUGUUUACACAGGUUAUGAUAUUUUUGAGAAGCAGUCUGUUUCAGCGCCUGACGUUGCCUCAAGUUCAGGGAAUCCUCCUCUGCGCCUGGGCUGUUUCUACAUUUUGGUGUCGGUGCCUAUUACGUGUGCCCUGCUCCAGCUCGCCGCGUGGUCCCGCUUCACACUGCACGGCCGGAAGCUGCAGGGAAUCAAGAACUUAAGACAGGGAGCCCAGCACAGCCACUUUGUCGACGUGAAGGCCAUUUGAAGUAAUGAAAACUGCGUGAAGCUGCACACAGACACUUUUAAUAAUCAAUUUUAUUUUUUCUAACGAUGUCUUAAGAGAAACAGAGAGCUGCUGCAUCUUCACCCAGCAGCUUCCGUGCAUUUAUAUCAAAUAUGUGAACUUGUUACUUUGUGUGCAGUUGGAAAAAAAAAAAAAAAAAAGAAGUCCAUCGAGUCAAAUCUCAUCUGGAGUGACAUGAUACAACAGUUUAGAAAAGUGAAAUCUGCCUUAUUUUUGUACAUUAAAAAAUUCACGCUAUAUUUAUAUUUAAAACGAUGACCAAAAGCAAACAG
Molecule: messenger RNA, 2122 nt
Organism: Cololabis saira (Pacific saury)
Lineage: Eukaryota; Metazoa; Chordata; Actinopteri; Beloniformes; Belonidae
Gene: slc68a1a
Product: major facilitator superfamily domain containing 13A
Exons: 9
Coding region: 294-1811 (505 amino acids)
Source: RefSeq, a predicted model, not a curated record